Molecule: messenger RNA, 1182 nt
Organism: Cylas formicarius (sweet potato weevil)
Lineage: Eukaryota; Metazoa; Arthropoda; Insecta; Coleoptera; Brentidae
Exons: 3
Coding region: 290-973 (227 amino acids)
Source: RefSeq, a predicted model, not a curated record
ACGCACACAACACCCAAGGCUCCCGGUGGGAAUCGAACCCAAAACAUCCGGCAAAUUCGAGUUCGCAGGUCAUCGCCUUCCAACCUAACCGAACCCUAAUCAGUGCAUAUGCCAGCAGCAACGAACACUGGUUAUUUCUGGUCAGUUUCGGCAAAAUAUUUUGCGUCUAACGUAAUGUUGGUUGAAAGAAUACGUGUCCUGCUACAAUUAUUUUUGAAAACGUAGUAUUGAUCAUUUUGGCUUUGCCUUAUAUUUAAAUGGUGCUUGGGAGCGCUUGGAAACUUUCAAAAUGUGCUCGUGCUGUGAAGAUGAAUAUUAUGAAGUAUCUUGCUCGGUAGAGGAACGAAUAGAUCGAGAAUUAUGGGAAAGUAAUGAAAAGGAACGACGUGACAGAGAUAUUUUAAAUGAUUUAAGACAACGAAAUUACCAGCAAGUAUAUAGCUCCAAAACCUCGAAGGUCUUCGGUUUACCAGGUCUGCAAUUUGUACGUUUCACCCACCUAUCAGUCAAAUUCAGUUUUGUACCUUCUUUGCUGUUCGAAAUGAUUUCGAAGAGGAUCGUUUUGUAUAUCUCGCUUCGUUAUUUACCCAGAUAUAACAAAUGGAUUCUACGGCGGGAACCUUUGCCCGCCGAUAGACGUUUUCAUUUUAAUAAGUUCUUUUGCAAUACGAGAAUAGACGAUAUGAAACUAAAUACCGUUAUUUUCGUAAUAUAUCUCCGUCUGAAGAAAUGGUCCAUUGAAUUAGCUGACUUUAAUAAGAAAAAAAAGAAGGAAUUUGAAGAGGGGCGAAUUGAGCCUUUGGAUCUGCUUUCGGAAGACGAAGAACUGCUUUUGACUGAAGAGCAGCGUCAGCUCCUGCACGAAAGGCGAUUAAAAAUACUAAGAAGGAUGAUUCCACCGAGAUCACCGCGGACAAAUAGAAAAAGAAAAGGUGAAAAGCGCAUGAUAUUAUCGAGCUCCAGUGAUGAUUAGAUAUAGCUUUAUAGUCAUAUUCGUGAAAAUUUAUUCUAUACUAUUCUAUUCUAUUAUUUAUAUGUAUAAACUUUAUUGUGUAUUUACAUUAACUUUGCUGGUUGUUAAAAUACUAAUUUGUUUUACUCUGUUACACUAGAUGAGUACUAUUUGUAUAGAUUGUUAUUCUGAUUUGUUGCCAAGUAAAAAUAAAAAUGUUUUCUAGUUAA